AUGCCUCACAAUGACGCCACGUAUCAUGACGAGGGAGAAGAGCACACACAGGUUAGCAGGAAGGUGGCGAAACACACGCUGAGGAGAAAAUGGAGUGACAGUUAUAUUGGAUCUAUGAGGGAUAUCUAUUCGAAGGAUGGACAGGCAAAAAAGGAAAGUUCGGUGGAAGAGCAACAUCAUAGGGGAGGCCAAAUGAGCAGCCACACACCUCCGAACAACAACAUAAUUGAUGCGAAACAAAGCAGCGGAAGGUGCCCGUUUCGCAACUCCUACGUGCACGUACUAUAUUUUAAAAAAUUAAAAUUAAAUAAAAAAUUGUUCGAAAAAAUGGAAAACAAAAACAUUGUCAUAUAUUUAAAGUAUAAAGAAACGACAUGCACAAGUAAAGACAUCCAAGUCACCAACUCGGAAAUAGCUAAUCUAUAUUUAAGCUUCCUCAUUACCGAACCGCUAGCAAAAGAUGAAAAACAAAUCAUCAAAAUAUACAUAAAAUAUUUUAAAGACAAUAAAUAUAAAAUUCUUUCAUUUGGAUUUGUUGAAUUAAAUUUUGAGGAAUUCACGGAAAAGUUUUAUAAAAAAAAAAGCUACAUGUUAUGUUACGACAAAAAUAACAAUAAAUAUAUUUUUGGCUACUUCGUCUUGUUGUUAGCCAAUCAAAUAAAGUGGACCAUAUGCAACAGGAAAAUUUCUCAUGAAUUCAUUGACAAGUCUUACUUCGUUUGGGACAGAAAUAACUACGAUCAUCAGAUUUUUUACAUUUGUAAAAAAAUUCAAAGUUUUUUAUUGCAAUCUGUUUGCUCCCGGGGGGAUACUCAGGGGCAUGCCUUUCAAAACCGCGCCCUGCUCAAGCAUUUUGGCGUCACACAUAGUUGCCCCGGGACGUUCAGGUGGAGGAAGCCACAUGAGAAGACACCCGCUGGGGGAAGCACAUCUAGCAGUGCGGGUGACGAAGAAGGGGGGAACUGUGUAGGAAGUGAACCCCAUGGGAAGACCGCCUUAUGCGAGUCUUUAACGCGCCUGGAGGAUAUGUGCCCAAGUGAACGGAGCGAUCAAGCUGAAACAAGCGCCCUAAACAACCAAGACGAUAUCAUCAAAAAGAGACCCUCAAAAAAAGGUCCAGAAGAAACGGGUGCAAAUGGCGAUCAGGUGGAAGAGACAUACGAGUCGAACGACCUCAACGAGUCCAACCCUUUGCCCCCCUCGGAAGAUAUUCAGAUCGAAAAUUGUGCCACGGAUGAAGCGGAAACAUGCGUCCCAUAUGCGGCGCAGUACGAUGCCACCCACUUCCUGGAAAACAUAACCGCAGGCCCUUUCUCUUCAACGGAGGACCUGGAUCAAACAAUGCAAAAGGAGAAUCCUCCAAGUUACGCUCAAAAGAAUCAUGUGGAGGGAACAAACACAUAUGAGGAAAACAGCAAUGUAGAAGUGCAUAGCGAUGCGUAUAAACACUCCGAUGUGGGAAACCCUUACGAUGAAACGCAGAAGGUAGGAGAGGACGAGCCGAUGGAAGAAAACCAUUUUGAUUUAAUGUUGUGCAAAAAGGUGGAAAAUAUUCUAAACAACGAUGUAGACCAUUUUGUAGAGGAAGUCCAAUUUAUUCUCACACACUUAAAAAAAAGGAUCAUAAAAACAAAUGUAUUUUUUGAAGGGCAGUUAAAAAAUGGGUACCCUGACGUUGAACUGGUAGCGAAUGACCACGUCGCAGAAGAGGGGGACAUGAAGGGCGAAAAGAAUCAGCAUAUAAGAAAAAAAAAAAUUCCCAUUGCUCAUCUCACAAAUGGUGAAAAACAAAGUGAACAGAAUUGUAACAUGAAAAAGGACAUACUUACCAUUUUGCAAAAUUGCGUAAACACCACUUCGCUUUAUAUUAAAUCCGUUUUAAAGGACAAAAGUGUAAGCAAACAGGAGAAGGACAUUUUUGUCGUGUACGAUGAUAUCGUAGAUAAUAUAAAAAAGGCAAUAUCCCAGUUUUUACAAGAGGGCACAACAUCACAUGAGGAGAAUUUAAAUAUUUCACAAAUGAAAUCAACAAAUUUGGGAAAAAAAAAAAAAGAAAAAAAAUUUACAAAGAAGAAAAGCCAAUCUGAAUCGCCCAAAAUGUGUACCCUCAAUAGGGAGAACAAUGUAUCCUCCGAAAUGAGCAUUAGCGAAGGUUCGCACAACCAACUCAAGAGCUACAUCGGCAGACACGUGUCGACGGCCUUCCGAUACUACCAGGAUAAGUGGAAGCGCAAGUUGUCUGGAGUUCGCAGCUACGUCUGA
Molecule: messenger RNA, 2262 nt
Organism: Plasmodium coatneyi
Lineage: Eukaryota; Apicomplexa; Aconoidasida; Haemosporida; Plasmodiidae
Exons: 1
Coding region: 1-2262 (753 amino acids)
Source: RefSeq, a predicted model, not a curated record